AAUAAAGAUGGCCGCCGAACAGGUGCUCGAACAGAGAUGAAGGAUUGAAGUAACGUUUUACUUUAAUUAAUGAAUUAAUUUAAGGCUUUCGAGAUUCAAAUUCGAUUAUUUAAGGAGUAUAUUGACAUAACAUCCAAUAUCCGGACAUAAUGUCCGAGCAAACGGGUGCUAAUCGCGGUAAAAUUCGCACUGGAAGUGCUGAAGCCAAGAAUAAGUCGAGAUUAGCAGCUUUGGCACCAGGGGAAAACAUCAAAGAAAAACAGCAAAAGUUAAAAGAAGAGAGGGAACAGAAACGAGCCCGUCUCGAUGAACGCCAUCAUUAUAUUUUACAGACUGUCGCUGACAGUCUGGCCUUGGAGAAAUCUGAGGUUGAAGACUAUAUUCUUGAAGGAAACCAGAUUGAGACAAUGGAUAAGUUUAUGAGUGAAAAUGGUAUGAUGAGGUUAAUGUUUUAUUACCAGGAACCAGAGCCAGAAAAAGAACAUGUGGAUCAUGUAAGAUUAGGACCACCUACAACUAAAGUCAUACGUUCAAAUAAACCUAAGGUUUUUAUUGCUGAAGGUACAGACAUACCUUUACGAGGUGUGGGUCUGAUUUUCACAAAAUCAUCUCAAAGUAAUCUUGCCAUUACAGAAGCCAACCAUGCAAAGGAAGUGAAUUUUACAAGAUUAGAUGCUAAUACUGAAGGUGCUAAUGGUCGUGGUUUACUGAAAGCUGUUGAAAAUCUCUUGUCUAGUAUUUUCAUCCCUGCUUUACGUAAUUUAGACAAAGGUUGGGGUCAAUUAAAUGAACAACCUUCUGGUGACCAGGUUCGAGCAGAUUUCCUCAACUCACUUGAUUCUUUUGUUUCUGUCUUAGUUGGAGCUCAAGAAUCUCUACAGCAAAAAGUCACAUUAAAACCAUGUGAAGGUUAUGAUCUAAAUAAGAUUCAUACACCUAAUGAUUAUUUGACAGUUGCUAAUAGUAGCGAAUCAUUAGAAAGUAUUGAAGCUUGUAUGAGAGUCUGGAUAAAACAGAUUGAACAAGUUCUAGCAGAGAGUGAACAGAUGCGACGUGAAGCAGAUGACAUUGGACCAAGAGCAGAAUUAGAUCAUUGGAAGAAAAGAAUGUCAAAGUUCAACUAUUUAUUGGAUCAGAUCAAAGGGCAUGAUGUCAAGGCUGUUCUUGGUGUUCUUCAUGCUGCCAAAUCAAAACUGAUCAAGACUUGGCAAGAAUUGGAUAGAAGAAUAACAGAUACAGCUAAUGAAGCUAAAGAUAAUGUUAAGUUUUUAUAUACUCUGGAGAAAUUCUGUGAUCCGCUUUAUAAUAGUGAUCCAGUUGGAAUGUUGGAAGCUAUACCUGGUUUAGUUAAUGCUAUUCGUAUGAUACAUAGUAUAUCACAAUACUAUAAUACAUCAGAAAGAAUGACAUCUUUAUUUGUUAAGAUUACCAAUCAGAUGAUAACAGCAUGUAAAUCUUAUAUAACAUAUGAACAUAGUGAGACUGUAUGGUCACAACCUAUUGAUGUAGUUAUGAAGAAAUUAAAUGAUUGUAUUAAACUGAAUGAAGAAUAUCAGGAUUGCUUCCAUAAGACGAAAGCGAAAUUAGAAAAGAUGCCGAACGAGAGACCGUUUGAUUUCUCAGAGAUGUAUAUAUUUGGUAAAUUUGACACCUUUACAAGACGACUGAAGAAAAUUAUCAACAUGUUUGAUACAAUGGAGAUGUAUUCUCAUUUGGCUGAUUCUAGGAUCGAAGAUAUGGAGGGAGCAGUGAGUAAGUUUAAUGUGAUAGUUAUUGCAAUGAAGAAGAAACCAUACGAUUACCUUGAUCAGAGAAAGAUGGAAUUUGAUCAAGAUUUUGAUGAAUUCAGGAGACAAAUUCAGGAUUUGCAUGCAACUAUUGUUCAAUUUAUGGAUAGUAAAUUUGAAAAGAUUGCUAGUACACAGAAAGCUCUUUAUCUACUACGAAAGUUUGAGCGCCUCAAUCUACCUAAUCUUGGAAUACAAGAAAAAUAUCAACGCAUCUUGAGCCAUUAUAGUCGUGACAUUGAAAAUGUAUCCCGUCUAUAUCAGAAGAACAAGACAGAUCCUCCAAUAGCUCGUGAUCUUCCACCAAUUGCUGGAAAGAUUGCUUGGGCUCGGCAACUGUUUAGACGUAUUCAAGAACCAAUGGAAGUGUUUCAACAACACCCUCCCAUACUUCAAACAUCUGAAGCCAAGAAGAUCAUCAAAAAUUUCAACAAACUAGCUAAAGUCCUGCUUGAAUUUGAAGUUCUUUAUCAUAGAGGCUGGAUAAGACAGAUGGAAACAGUGAAAUCUGGACUUCAAGCUGCUCUGUUGAUUCAAGUAGUGCAUCCAGAAUCUAAAGAAUUAUUUCUGAAUUUUGACCCCCAAAUUCUGUCAAUGAUACGGGAAACUGAAUGUAUGAGUCGACUUGGACUUGAUAUUCCACCAAUAGCUAUCAAGAUGAGAGCUAAACAAAUUGAAUACAAGGAUAAUUACAAUGCUUUACAGAUGAUGUUGGAAGAAAAUCAACGUGUUCGAGCAAAAAUACCUCAAGCUUUUGAAACGCUAAUGGGACAUCAUCUAGCGAAAGUUGAUGACGCUAUUGAACCUGGUAUAACAACAUUAAACUGGAUGUCACUUGGUAUUGGUGAUUAUAUUGCAAAUGUCUAUGCUAAAUUAGCUGAUCUUGAACUACUGAUGAACAGAGCACAUGAUGUAACAGAAUUUCGAAUUGACACCAUCUUACGGGAUAUGGCUUCUACCAAAUUGUGUGAAUUGCCUGAAGAUGAACCCUGGACUGUUGAAAAAUUCCAAGAAAAUACCCAGAUGUUAUGUGCUAAAGGAGCUCAGAUACUGCAGACUAAGAGCCAGACAGUAGAAGAGGCGGCCAAUGAACUGAUUAACAUGCUGGUGAACUCGGAACCUGAGACUGCCGAAUCUGAGGAGGAAGAGGAAGAAGAGGGGGAGGAAGCAGGUGAUAAUACAGAUAGAAGUAAACCAGCAUCUGCCAAGUCAAUCAGUCGGCAAUCACGACCACUCUCAUCAAAAGCUCAAAGUGUUGCUAAGAAGAAGAGAGAAAUGAGGGAGAACCUAGAAGAGUCUGCCAUGGAAUUACUGAUUCAUUUUAACAACAGGAAUCUGGAUGCCCUACUUAGAGCUACGAGAUACACGUUGGAAUCUCUUCGUAAACGUAUCACAUCUAGCUCUAUGGCUCAUUACAUAGGUGAUACUUCCUAUGGGGAUGGUAAAAAAGAUAGUCGACCAUUCUUUAGGACUAACGCUGUCCUAGCUAUACCUAAUAUUAUCAUGCAGCCAGCAUUGGAUGAAGUACAACAAGCCUUAAAUAAAGUUGUACAAACCAUCAUCAGUGUCAGCAAGGGUGUUGCACUAUGGAGCAAAGAACGCAAGAAAACGAUCAAGACUCCCCCCUUAGAACGUUCUUCAUCUGCACUUGGAGAUUAUUCUAUUGACAGACGUGUGAGUGUAGUAAGUUUGGUAUCUGAUGGCUCCCAUCUUGAUGGUAGACGACGUAUAGAAGGUGAACAGUUGUCAUCUAGUAUGGUGAUACAACAACAGGCUAAGAAUUACUAUAAGAGUGUGUCGGAUAACAAAGAGAUCGCAAAACUUGCUUCUCUGCUCUCUACUUCCAUUAAUUCAACUAAAAAGGAAAUUACAACAGCCCUAGAAAAGUUUUCUCACUACCAUUCUAUAUGGGCUCGUAAUAGAGAAGAGGAACUUGAAGCCUUCUUGAAAGAAGAUCCUAAGCUAUCUGAAUUUGAAGCUAAGAUUCGUCAUUAUGAACAAUUAGAAAUUCAGAUAAUGGCCGAACCAGAAUAUUAUGAUGUUGGAGCUAUAGCUCUUUACACUGAGAAACUGAAGCUUGGUCUUACCACCGAGACUAAAGCUUGGCGUCUGCACUUCGGUAAAGCUUGUGAUGAUAAAUAUCAUAUGGAAAUGGAAGAAAUCUUCACCUUUAUUGAAGAUAUGACUAAACGUCUUAAUCGUCCUAUCAAAGAUCUUGAUGAUAUACGAUUUUCUAUGCAAGCCUUACGAGAAAUUCGUGAGAAUGAGAUUCGAAUUGAUAUGAGCCUUGGUCCUAUUGAGGAAUCAUAUGCCUUGAUAAAUAAACAUGAUUUACCUGUGGUGAAAGAAGAUGCUGAGAAAUGUGAUACAAUGAGAUACUCAUGGGAAAAACUGAAUGCUCAAGCCUCUGCUGUCCAGUCCCAUCUAUUGGAAAUUCAGCCUAACUUCCGAGGAAAUCUAAUAGAUAAUGUUAAAGUAUUUGUUGUAGAUUGUAAUAAUUUCUACAAUGAGUAUGAUGAGGCUGGUCCAAUGGUACCUGGAGUAAAACCAAGAGAAGCAUCAGAUCGACUGAUUGUAUUCCAAAAUCAGUUUGAUACUUUGUUCCGUAAAUAUCAGACAUAUUCAGGUGGCGAGGAACUGUUCGGACUACAAGUUACAGAGUACCCUAAACUUCAUCAAAUUCGAAAGGAACUGAAUUUACUGCAGAAAUUAUAUGGUUUAUAUAAUGAUGUUAUUGAUACAGUACAUGGUUACUAUGAUAUUCUAUGGCAGGAAGUUAAUAUUGAUAAAAUUACACAAGAAUUACAAGAUUUCCAGACAAGAUGCCGUAAACUACCAAAAGCUUUGAAAGAUUGGCCAGCUUUUGAUGAUUUAAAGAAGACAAUUGAUGAUUUCAAUGAAAUGGUUCCAUUGUUAGAGUUGAUGGCUAACAAAGCUAUGAAAAACCGUCAUUGGCAACGUAUGUCCGAUGUCACUGGACAUGUUUUUGAUAUUGAAAGUGAAUCGUUUACAUUGAGGAACAUUCUAGAGGCACCGUUACUUAAAUAUAAAGAAGAAAUUGAGGAUAUCUGCAUCUCAGCUGUUAAAGAAAAGGAUAUCGAAGCUAAACUGAAACAAGUAACUUUAGAUUGGAGUACCAAAGAGUUUACAUUUGGCAGCUUCAAGAGUCGUGGGGAAUUGUUAUUGCGAGGUGAUACUACAUCAGAAAUUGUGUCUAUUAUGGAGGAUUCACUUAUGGUUCUGAGCUCACUGCUGAGUAACAGAUAUAAUGCACCAUUUAAGAAGAACAUCCAACACUGGGUACAGAAUUUAACCAAUUCAUCAGAGAUAAUAGAGAAUUGGAUGACCGUACAGAAUCUCUGGGUUUAUUUAGAAGCUGUGUUUGUUGGUGGAGAUAUAGCUAAACAGUUACCCAAGGAAGCUAAAAGAUUUAGUAAUAUUGAUAAAUCCUGGGUGAAGAUCAUGACCCGAGCUCACGAGACAUCACAGGUUGUACAAUGUUGUGUUGGUGAUGAAACACUCAUGCAACUGCUGCCACAUUUACUGGAACAAUUAGAACUUUGUCAAAAAUCAUUGACAGGAUAUCUUGAGAAGAAACGUCUCUCAUUUCCACGAUUUUUCUUUGUGUCUGAUCCAGCCUUGCUAGAAAUAUUGGGUCAAGCCAGUGACCCUCAUACCAUCCAGGCUCACUUGCUCAGUGUCUUUGACAACAUCAAAACUGUUAAAUUUCAUGAUAAAUUCUAUGAUCAUAUCCUGGCCAUUGAAUCAUCUGAAAAAGAAACAAUUGAGUUAGAAAAGUUUGUGAAAGCAGAAGGUAAUGUAGAAGUGUGGUUAAUGUCCUUGCUACAGAUGUCACAGAAAUCAGUACAUGGUGUUAUUAGAACUGCUGCCAUGGCUAUACAAGACACUAGUUUUAAUUUACUAGAGUUCUUAAACAUGUUUCCAGCCCAAAUUGGUUUAUUAGGUAUUCAGAUGAUUUGGACUCGUGAUUCGACUGAAGCUCUGACCAAUGCUAAAUAUGACAAGAAGAUAAUGCAGCAGACAAAUCAAGGUUUCUUGGAUUUACUCAAUAAACUUAUUGAUAAAACAACACAGGAUUUAGGCAAAGUAGAAAGAACAAAGUUUGAAACUUUGAUCACCAUACAUGUACAUCAAAGAGAUAUCUUUGAUGAUCUAGUCAGAAACCACAUCAAGUCUCCAACAGAUUUUGAAUGGAUGAAACAGUCCCGAUUCUAUUUUAUAGAAGAUCAAGAUAAAUGUUUGAUUUCUAUCACAGAUGUAGACUUUGUGUAUCAGAAUGAGUUUUUAGGUUGUACUGAGAGACUGGUUAUUACACCAUUGACCGAUAGAUGUUACAUCACUCUCGCCCAGGCAUUAGGUAUGUCUAUGGGAGGUGCUCCAGCUGGACCUGCAGGUACUGGAAAGACAGAAACUGUCAAAGAUAUGGGUCGAUGUUUAGGAAAAUAUGUUGUUGUAUUCAACUGUUCUGAUCAGAUGGAUUUCAGAGGUCUUGGAAGAAUAUUCAAAGGUUUAGCACAAUCUGGAUCUUGGGGAUGUUUUGAUGAAUUUAAUCGUAUUGACCUGCCUGUGUUGUCAGUUGCUGCUCAACAAAUUGCCAUUGUCUUGAGCUCUAAGAAAGAACGAAAGAAGAACUUUAUCUUUACUGAUGGAGAUAAUGUUGAUCUUAAUCCUGAAUUUGGUAUCUUUUUAACCAUGAAUCCUGGUUAUGCUGGUCGUCAAGAAUUGCCAGAGAAUUUGAAAAUUAAUUUCCGUACAGUAGCUAUGAUGGUGCCAGAUAGGCAAAUUAUUAUCCGUGUUAAACUGGCUGCUGUUGGUUUUAUAGAUAAUAUAACCCUUGCUAGAAAAUUCUACACGCUGUAUAAACUGUGUGAGGAACAGCUUACUAAACAGGUUCAUUAUGAUUUUGGAUUGAGAAACAUUCUGUCUGUAUUGAGAACUCUGGGAGCAAAUAAACGUCUUAACCCAACAGAUACAGAAUCAACUAUUGUCAUGAGAGUGUUACGUGACAUGAAUCUAUCCAAACUAGUGGACCAAGAUGAACCAUUGUUCUUGUCUCUGAUCAACGAUUUAUUUCCUGGUAUAACAUUAGAUAAGGCUGGGUAUCCAGAACUGGAGAAAGCAAUAACUGAUAAUGUUGAUGAAGCCAAGUUGAUCAAUCAUCCAGCAUGGACGCUUAAACUUGUACAGUUGUUUGAAACUCAACGUGUACGUCAUGGUAUGAUGGCAUUAGGACCAAGUGGUGCUGGUAAAACGUCAUGUAUUCAUAUGUUGAUGAAGGCUAUGUCAGAUUGUGGUGAACCACACAAAGAAUGGCGUAUGAAUCCUAAAGCUAUAACAGCACCACAGAUGUUUGGACGACUUGAUGUUGCAACAAAUGAUUGGACAGAUGGUAUAUUCUCUACUUUAUGGAGAAGAACCACCAGAGUUAAGAAAGGUGAACAUAUAUGGCUAGUACUAGAUGGACCAGUUGAUGCCAUUUGGAUUGAAAAUUUAAAUUCUGUAUUAGAUGAUAAUAAAACUCUCACCUUGGCUAAUGGAGAUCGUAUACCAAUGGCACCCAACUGUAAAAUUAUAUUUGAGCCACACAAUAUCGAUAAUGCUUCUCCGGCUACGGUAUCUAGAAAUGGUAUGGUUUAUAUGAGUAGUUCGGGUCUGCAUUGGGAACCAAUCUUACAGGGUUGGUUGCUCCAUAGACCUAAUUUUGAGAAGGAUAUAAUCCUCAAUCUGUUUAAAGACUCUUUCCCAUUUAUAUUGAGAUACGCUGUCCAGAAUCUGGUAUUCAAAAUGGAAGUAUUGGAGGCUUUCAUUAUUACACAGGCUACUAAAUUAAUGUCAGGACUAAUUCCUCUAAAAGAUGAUAAAGAAGGCGGUCAUUAUACCAAGGAACAUUAUGAGAAACUCUACAUCUUUACCCUUAUGUGGAGUGUUGGAGCUUUUCUUGAAUUAGAUGAUAGAGCAAAGAUGGAGGAAUUUAUUAGAAAGAAUGAUUCUUUUAAACUGAAACUUCCUGAAAUUCCUGCAGGAUCUGAUUCCACUAUGUUUGAUUAUCUAGUUGAUACAGAUGGAUCAUGGAUUCACUGGAACCAGAGAGUAACAGAUUACAUCUAUCCAUCAGAUCAUACACCAGAAUAUUGUAACAUCUUAGUACCUAAUGUAGACAAUGCCCGUACAGAGUUCUUGAUAAAAACUAUUUGUAAGCAAGAACAAGCUGUAUUAUUGAUAGGAGAACAGGGUACAGCUAAAACCGUUAUGAUAACUAAUUAUAUGAAUCAUUAUAAUCCUGAAGAACAUUUGGCACAAUCCGUCAACUUCUCUUCUGCUACAACACCGUUACUCUUCCAGAGGACCAUAGAAAGUUAUGUUGAUAAACGAGUUGGUACUACGUAUGGUCCACCAGCUGGUAAAAAGAUGACUGUAUUUAUAGAUGAUAUUAAUAUGCCUGUAAUUAAUGAGUGGGGAGAUCAGAUAGCUAAUGAAAUAGUUCGACAGUUGAUGGAAACAAAAGGUUUUUAUAAUUUAGAGAAACCUGGAGAUGUUAUCAAUUUAGUUGAUAUGCAGUUCUGUGCUGCUAUGAUUCAACCAGGAGGAGGUAGAAAUGAUAUACCACAACGUUUAAAACGACAAUUUGCCAUCUUUAACUGUACUCUACCAUCAAACCCAUCUAUUGAUAAAAUCUUCUCCAUUAUUGGUACUGGCCAUUUCUGUAGUGAACGAGGCUUUUCUGAUAAUGUCCGGAGUUUGGUAAAGAAAUUAAUUUCUGUUACCAGACGACUCUGGCAAUUAACCAAGAUCAAAAUGUUGCCAACUCCAGCUAAAUUCCAUUACAUCUUUAAUUUACGGGAUUUGUCACGUAUCUGGCAGGGCAUGUUAAAUACUGAAUCAUCAGUUGUAACUACACCAGAAAUAUUAAUGGGAUUAUGGAAACAUGAAUGUUGUCGAGUCAUAGCUGACAGGUUUGUGAAUCCUGAAGAUGGACACUGGUUUGAUAAGACAUUGAAACGAGUUGUGGCAGAAGAUUUAGGAGAAGAAAAUGUCAACCUUGUAAACCCUACAUUGCAUUUUAGUGAUUUCUUGAGAGAUGCACCUGAAGCUACAGGAGAGGAACCAGAUGAUGCAGAUUUUGAUAUGCCGAAGGUGUAUGAACCUAUUGAAUCACUACAACAAUUAGAAGAAAGAUUGGGCUUUUUCUUACAACAGUAUAAUGAUAGUAUCCGUGGUGCUGGUAUGGAUCUGGUAUUUUUUAAAGAUGCCAUGAUACAUUUGUUGAAAGUUUCUAGAAUAAUACGAACUCCGAGAGGACAUGCAUUACUUGUAGGUGUUGGUGGAUCUGGCAAACAAUCUUUGACACGAUUAGCUUCAUUUAUUGCAGGCUAUAAAACAUUUCAGAUUACUUUAACCAGAUCAUACAACGUAUCUAACUUAUUAGAAGAUUUGAAGUAUCUCUAUAGAACGGCUGGUCAACAGGGAAAAGGAAUAACAUUUAUAUUUACUGAUCAAGAAAUUAAAGAUGAAGGUUUCUUAGAAUAUCUCAACAAUAUGUUGUCAUCUGGUGUGGUUGCUAAUUUGUUCGCUCGUGAUGAAAUGGAUGAGAUAUUAGGAGAAUUGGUUCCUAUCAUGAAGAAGGAGUUUCCAAGACGACCACCAUCCAAUGAAAAUCUAUAUGAAUAUUACUUGUCGAGAGUUCGUAAUAAUCUGCAUAUCUCUCUCUGUUUCUCACCUGUUGGAGAGAAGUUCAGACAGAGGGCUCUGAAGUUCCCUGGACUGAUUUCUGGUUGUACCAUGGAUUGGUUCCAGAGAUGGCCAAAGGAUGCUUUAAUAGCUGUAGCUGAUCAUUUCCUCUGUAAUUUUGACAUUAAAUGCAGUGAUGAGGUCAAAAUUCAAGUUAUACAUUCUAUGGGAACCAUACAUGACGGUGUAGCUGAAAGCUGUGUGGAAUAUUUCCAAAGGUAUCGACGCUCUACUCAUGUAACACCUAAGUCUUACCUAUCAUUUAUCAAUGGAUAUAAAACUAUUUAUUCCAACAAGAAAGAAGAAAUUGGAGAUCUAGCUAAAAGGAUGACAACAGGUUUGGAAAAACUGAUAGAAGCCUCGUUAGCGGUUGCAGAAUUGAAGAAAGAUUUAGCUGUUAAAGAAAAAGAAUUGGCCAUUGCUUCGGAAAAAGCUGAAAAGGUAUUAAAAGAGGUAACAGUAAAAGCUCAAGCUGCGGAAAAAGUUAAAAAUCAAGUACAGAAAGUAAAAGAUAAAGCCCAGGCUAUUGUUGAUAUGAUUGACAGAGACAAGGCUGUAGCUGAGGAGAAGUUAGAAGCUGCUAGACCUGCCUUGGAAGAGGCUGAAGCUGCCCUGAACACUAUUAAACCUGGUGAUAUAUCUACUGUACGAAAACUUGGUCGUCCACCACAUCUCAUCAUGAGAAUUAUGGACUGUGUAUUGCUAUUAUUCCAAAAUAAAGUCAAUGCUGUUAUAGUUGAUCCUGAAAAACCAGAAUUCCUUAAACCAUCAUGGUCAGAAUCUUUGAAGUUGAUGUCUGGUACCAACUUUUUACAAGCUUUGGUUACAUUCCCCAAAGAUUCUAUUAAUGAUGAAACUGUUGAAUUUCUAGAACCAUAUUUUAUGUCAGAAGAAUAUACUAUGGAAACAGCUAAACGCGUUUGUGGUAAUGUGGCUGGUUUAUGUGGAUGGACUAAGGCUAUGUCUUAUUUCUUUGGUAUCAACAAAGAAGUUUUACCACUAAAAGCCAAUCUAAUUGUACAACAAUCCAAACUAAAUUCUGCUAUGGCUGAUUUAAACGCUGCCCAGGAAACAUUGGAUGCUAAAGAGAAAGAACUGGCUGUUGUAAGAGGAGAAUAUGAAAAGGCCAUGGCAGAAAAACAGACUUUGGUAGACGAUGCAGAAACUUGCAGACGCAAGAUGAAUGCAGCAUCUGCUCUUAUUGAUGGAUUGGCAGGAGAAAAAGAAAGAUGGACAGAACAAAGUAAAGAAUUUCAAGCACAGAUUGGAAGGCUGGUUGGUGAUGUAUUGAUGUGUACAGCCUUCUUGUCAUAUUCUGGACCAUUUAAUCAAGAUUUCCGCAUUUUACUCAAUAAAAACUGGAUGAAAGAAUUGAAAACUAGAAAGAUACCAUACAGUGCCAAUCUAAAUGUCACUACCAUGUUAACAGAUCCUACUACUAUUGGUGAAUGGAAUCUUCAAGGUUUACCUAGUGAUGAAUUAUCAAUACAAAAUGGUAUUAUUGUUACUAAAGCUGCCAGGUAUCCAUUACUUAUUGACCCACAAGGUCAAGGUAAAUCAUGGAUUAAGAAUAGAGAGAUAAAGAAUGAAAUGCAGAUCACCUCACUGAAUCAUAAAUAUUUCCGUCAACAUUUAGAAGACUCCAUGUCUCUAGGCCGUCCAUUAGUAAUAGAAGACGUUGGUGAAGAACUGGAUCCAGCAUUAGACAAUGUCCUAGAGAAAAACUUUAUAAAAGUUGGAUCAACAUUGAAAGUGAAAGUAGGAGAUAAAGAAUGUGACAUAAUGAAAGGAUUUACUCUAUAUAUAACAACCAAACUACCCAAUCCCUCGUAUACUCCAGAAAUAUCAGCUGGUACAUCUAUUAUAGACUUUACUGUUACUAUGAAAGGUUUAGAAGAUCAGUUAUUAGGGAGAGUAAUCCUUACUGAAAAGGCUGAAUUAGAGAGUGAAAGAGUAAAUCUGAUGGAAGAAGUUACAUCCAAUAAAAGAAAAAUGAAAGAAUUAGAGGAUAAUUUACUCUUCAGACUGACCAGUACACAGGGGUCAUUAGUAGAUGAUGAAGAUCUCAUCAAUGUACUAAACACAACUAAAAUUACAGCUGAUGAUGUCAGUCAGAAACUGAAGAAUGCUGCUGAAACAGAAAUAAAGAUAAAUGCAGCAAGAGAAGAAUUCCGUCCUGUCGCUACCCGAGGCAGUAUUCUUUAUUUCUUGAUAACAGAAAUGAGUUUAGUGAAUGUUAUGUACCAGACAUCACUCCGUCAGUUCCUGGGUCUCUUUGAUAGAUCUCUAGCCAGAUCGAUUAAAUCACCCAUCACUCAGAAACGUAUACAGAAUAUCAUAGAAUUUAUGACAUAUGAGGUAUAUAGAUACGCUGUACGCGGUUUAUACGAGAAGGAUAAACUUACCUUCACCUUGCUGUUAGCCUUGAAGAUUGAUCUUCAAGCAGGAAAGAUUAAACAUGAAGAAUUUAUGACACUGAUUAAAGGUGGUGCAUCUCUUGAUUUAAAUGUUGUGACACCCAAACCACACAGAUGGAUUGUUGAUUUAACCUGGUUGAAUUUGGUUGAGUUGAGUAAUUUACAUCAGUUCUCUGGUGUAUUGGAUCAGGUAUCUAGAAAUGAAAAGAACUGGAAGACAUGGUUUGAUAAAGAUUGUCCUGAAGAAGAGAUUAUACCAGAUGGAUACAAUGAUUCGUUGGAUGUCUUCCGACGUCUGCUACUGGUCCGUUCCUGGUGUCCCGACAGGACUUUACCACAAGCUAAAAAAUAUAUUGCGGAUACACUGGGUGACAAAUAUGCAGAAGGUGUUAUAUUAGACAUGGAGAAGAUGUGGCAGGAGAGUGAUAAUCGUAAUCCAUUAAUCUGUCUUCUAUCUAUGGGAUCAGAUCCAACCAACAGUAUUGAAGGUUUAGCAAAGAAACACAGAAUAGAAUGUAAAGCCAUAUCUAUGGGUCAAGGUCAAGAAGUUCAUGCCAGACGACUCACAGCUUAUGGCAUCCAGAAUGGUGGUUGGUUAUUGCUACAGAAUUGCCAUCUUAGUUUAGACUUUGUUGUUGAAGUGAUGGACACCAUUCUUGAAACAGAAAAUAUAAAUGAUGAAUUCCGUCUGUGGGUUACAACAGAAGAACAUAUAAAGUUCCCCAUUAGUUUUCUACAGAUGGCAAUAAAAUUCACCAAUGAACCACCACAAGGUAUCAAAGCUGGUCUUAAACGAACCUAUGCUAAUGUUACACAAGAUUUCUUAGAUAUAUCUAAUAUGCCUCAGUGGAGACCAAUGUUAUACGCUGUAGGGUUCCUUCAUACUAUUGUACAAGAAAGAAGAAAAUUUGGUCCAUUAGGUUGGAAUAUACCUUACGAGUUUAAUACAGCUGAUUAUAAUGCUAGUGUACAGUUUGUACAGAAUCAUCUUGAUGAUAUGGAUAUAAAGAGGGGUGUUAACUGGACUUGUGUACGGUAUAUGUUGGGGGAAAUUCAAUAUGGUGGUCGUGUCACUGACGAUUUUGAUAAACGACUGCUCAAUACAUUUUGUUCUGAAUGGUUUGAGGAAAAAAUGUUUGGAAAUUUCCUCUUUAGUAAAGGCUACUCAAUACCUAAAUGUAAUAAAAUAAAUGAAUACCAUGAUUAUAUUAAUGAACUACCAGCUAGUGAUUCACCUGAAGUGUUUGGUCUACACGCAAACGCUGAUAUCACCUAUCAGAGUAAAACAGCUAAAGAUAGUUUAGAUACUAUUUUAAGUAUACAACCUAAAGACAGCAGCAGUGGUGGCGGUGAAACUAGGGAGAGUAUAGUUAAUAGACUGGCAGAUGACAUGUUGGAUAAAUUACCACCAGAUUAUGUACCUUUCGAAGUUACCAGUGCUCUUAAAAAAAUGGGAGAAUAUCAACCUAUUAACAUUUUCUUGAGACAAGAGAUUGACAGAAUGCAGAGAGUUAUAUCAACAGUACGCAGCACAUUACAAGAUCUGAAGUUAGCCAUAGAGGGUACAAUUAUUAUGAGUGAAAAUCUACGAGAUGCAUUAGAUUCUAUGUAUGAUGCUCGUAUACCCAAAUUGUGGAGCAAGGUAUCUUGGGAUUCAAGUACCCUUGGUUUCUGGUUUACUGAAUUGAUUGAUCGUAAUGCACAGUUCCACACAUGGUGUUUUGAGGGUCGACCUCUUUCUUUCUGGAUGACAGGCUUCUUUAAUCCUCAAGGUUUUCUUACUGCCAUGAGACAGGAGGUAACACGAGCACACAAGGGUUGGGCUUUAGAUAGCGUUGUUCUCAGUAAUGAUGUCACCAAAUAUCAAUCAAAAGAAGAUCUUAUCCAACCACCCACAGAAGGUGUCUAUGUUUAUGGACUCUUCCUGGAAGGAGCAGGAUGGGAUAAAAGAAACAACAAAUUAUAUGAACCACGACCUAAACAAUUAUUUGAUAUUAUGCCCAUUGUUCACAUUACAGCUGUGAACAGUUCGGGUGGUACAACCUAUGAUGUUAAAACUCAUUAUGUCUGCCCAAUAUACAAGAAACCAAGACGUACAGAUCUGACAUACAUAGCCAAUGUCACAUUAAAAUGUGCGCAAUCUGCAAACUCCUCACCCGCUCAUUGGAUCUUGCGAGGUGUAGCUUUACUUUGUGAUAUCAAAUAGAUCUGUAGUAUUAUUAUGUUAUUUUUUUUUUAAUUGUGUUUGUUAAGUAGUAAUGUAUGUGAUAAGUACAGAUAAUAUAUAAUAAAUAUAAAAUGUACAGUAUUAUUAACAGUCUGUGAUUAUUUUUCUAGUUUUUUUUUUUAUUGGUUGUUUCUUUUUCUUGUUACCAUCCUCCCAAUAUUUAUAUCCCAUUUAUUGUGAUCAUAAUUUUUGUUUAUUUUGAUCCUUGUUCAAUUUUUCAAGGUGGUUAUUAUUUAUUUGGCCUUUUGUUUACAUCAGCAUUAAUGUGAUUGAAUUAUUAAAUACCAGCAUUAAGUUUUGCAGAUGACUUAAAUAUAUCCUCUUGCAUAACAUAAUUAUAUACUUAUAGUAAAAUACCAGUAAAGCAAAUUUUAUUAUUUCAUUUUAAAGAAGCUAUUUUUGCAAUUAUUGACAUAUAAUUCUAUUUUGUAUAUGAAAAUCGGUAACUUAAAAAACUUUUUAUAAUUUAUUCUUUAUAGUCAUAUCUAUUAUUACAUUAUUCUUAUAGAAUAAACUAGUCUAAAUAAUUUAAAUCAGUGUUUUCUUGAAAAAAUAGUGAAAAUUAGCCAGUUCUUAUUGUUGAUUGUCAAGUACCAUUGCCAUGAUAAUAAAUAGUCUUGGUUGUCUAUCUUUUAUCAACAGUCUCUGGAUAUAUUAGCCGAUAUGGUGGGCAUGGUCAAAUCCACUCAAUAUCUAAGCCAUCUCUUGAUCUAGAGAGUGGAUUAUUAGCUUGUAUAACAUCUGGAGCUUGAAAAAUGUACAAUCCCUGU
Molecule: messenger RNA, 14950 nt
Organism: Patella vulgata (common limpet)
Lineage: Eukaryota; Metazoa; Mollusca; Gastropoda; Patellidae
Product: dynein axonemal heavy chain 5
Exons: 66
Coding region: 150-14159 (4669 amino acids)
Biological process (GO): microtubule-based movement
Cellular component (GO): dynein complex
Molecular function (GO): dynein light intermediate chain binding; minus-end-directed microtubule motor activity; dynein intermediate chain binding
Source: RefSeq, a predicted model, not a curated record